Molecule: messenger RNA, 744 nt
Organism: Prunus armeniaca (apricot)
Lineage: Eukaryota; Viridiplantae; Streptophyta; Magnoliopsida; Rosales; Rosaceae
Source: the annotation of a GenBank genome assembly
AUGGGCUUAGAGACAAAGAUCAAUAAAUCAGCCAAGUCGCUGACUGGCUUCAAUGGCGCAACAAUGGUUACCUUAGGCACAAUAGAGCUCGACGUCUACGCCCCACCUGUAAUCAGUUCGCAAACGUUCAUGGUCGUUGAUGAAGUCUCACCCUAUAAUGGCAUUCUAGGUAGACCAUGGAUCGACAAUAUCAACGCCAUCACCUUCGCCACACAUCAGAAGAUCCGCUACCCAAUCCCUAGGGGCGGUAUCUGCCAGAUUAACAGCGACCAGGCAAUGGCGAGGAAAUGCUCAACUCGAAGGUUGAAGAGAAGCAAGCAAACACAGUUCCUCUCUGUGAAUCAGGUAGAUCUAAGGGGAGUAGAACAAACAGAGGAGAAAGCAGAUCCCGAUCAAGUCGAGGGAAUCCGUCCGGAGGUCUCUCCUGAAAAAGGAUGGAAGCCCAAUGAGGACGUUGAGUUAGUACCCUUUGAUCCUGACAAGCCAGAGAGAAAAGUGUGGAUCGGCUCGGGCCUAAGCCAGAAGGAAAAGGCAGAGUUUGCAGCCUUCCUCUGGAACAACAAAGACGUAUUUGCAUGGUUGCCAUCCGACAUUCCUGGCAUCGAUCCCCAGAUUAUCUGUCAUUGCCUACACGUCAACCCAGCUAUCAGGCCUGUAGCGCAGAAGAGACGUAACUUCGCCCCCGAGCGGGUUCCCAUCAUUGAAGCCGAGAUCGACAAGCUUCUAGCUGCCGGUUUCAUUUAA